AGAAGAACAACAGCUGUGCUCGGCGGUGAUUUCCGGAAAUGUUUAGUAGGAAAGCUUUCAGCGAGGAAUGCUGCACAACGGUACACGGGAGUGGCGCAAGACUUGUUGUUUGGCCAUUGUAAUACAGUUAAUAGGGAGAGGUGUUGGGGAGGGACGGAGGCUAUUAAAUGUGAUAUAUUGAGGGGAGAGCGGCUCAAGGUCCGGCUGGAGUGAGAGAGGCUGGAGGGAGAGUGUGAGUCACGGACCAGGAAUGCCUCUCCAAGAUGCUAUAGCUGCCGGAUGAUCAACAGAUUGAUAUUUAAUGAGUGUUGGAUCAAGACAAGCUCAUCACUUGUGCCCCAGCUUAGCCAAACUAUGCACCAUGGAGUGUGGAGAGACAGAUUCCAUGACCAUUAUUUCCAGACAGGAGGGUUACGACUAUGAGUUCGUGCCUGUCCUUGACUCCAAGUAUGAGUGUGCUAUUUGUCUGUUGGGGCUGAGGUCCCCAGUACAGACUGCUUGUGGACAUCGCUUUUGCAAAGAAUGCAUCUUUAACAGCAUGAGCGAAAGCAGCAACCGUUGCCCAAUUGACAAUACCCCACUAACUGAAGCAGACUUAUUUCCUGACUCUUGUGCCGAGAGGGAGAUCCUGCAGCUGAAGGUCAAAUGUCCGAAUCAUGCCCUUGGCUGCACACGCACUAUAGACCUUAUGUACAUUGAGCAUCACACUCAGGCAUGCUCCUUCCAACCAAUUAUGUGUCCAAAUGAGUGUUCAGCUACAGUUCUUCAGAAAGAACUUGAACAACACUUGAUGUCUGAGUGUGUCUUACGGGUCAAAAAAUGUGCUCUCUGUGACGAGCCCUUUACUUUCAACCAAGAGCAGCUUCAUCUCCUUACUUGCGUCCAUGUGGUAGUGUCAUGCGAGAUGUGCGGGACGAUGGUGGCUCGUGGUGAUGUCGCUACCCACAUGACAGAAACAUGUCCCAAGGUGGUAGUUGCAUGCUCCUUUGCCGAGCACGGUUGCCACCAAAAGAUGACACGAGCUGACCUAGACCAGCACAUGGCGCAGGAAACGCAAUUUCAUCUCUUCUUAUUAUCAUCGGCUUACAAGAAAAUCAACACAUUUGUAUCGGAUUUAAGUCGAACUGUUGGUGUAAUACAGUCCCCAUAUGGAAACUUCAGUCGACAGCCAAGUUUACGAAGUCAAAUUUCUGCCACAUCUCCAAUACCCGAGAACCACAUAAGCCCAUCUCAUCCUGAGAGAUCAUUAGAAAAAUCCCUAUCUGCAUCUGGAGCCACUGGGUGCAGUGACAAGCCACCGACGUUUCCUUCUCCGCAGUAUGGAGACAAAGGAGGAGCGGAUACCGGAACUGAGGGUAACAAACUUCACCUCCAUAUGAGUCACUUGAAUAUUAAUGAUGGUGGCAAAGGAACUCCAAAGUCUUCCAUGUCGGUACUGACCAAUCAAGAUAUAAUACUACGUGACUUGUGUGAAAAGAGUGUAGAUUUAAGUCAGAGCAUGGUAGAAGAAACCAUUAAGCUUAGUAAUUUAGCCAAAAGGAUUGAAGAAAUUGAUGCUUAUGUUGAGGCUCAGUUGACUGAGGUAAGUGGAAAGUUCUGUAAUGGUGAGUACGUUUGGAGAAUAAGGAAUUUUUCACAGUUAUGUGCUGAGCUACAAAAUAAUCCUGGGAGGGUCUGCCACAGUCCGCCAUUCUACACAUCUCAAUUUGGUUAUAAAUUUUGUUUGCGAACCAACAUCACACGUAAGUCCGACGAGCAUUUUUUAGCACUAUUUAUUCACACAAUGCAGGGUGAUAAUGAUGAUUUCCUGGACUGGCCAUUUAGUGGACGAAUAACAAUCUCUGUUUUAGAUUGUGGCAAAAUCCUGCCUAAGCAGCACAUCACAGAAACAAUGAUGAGCAAGCCAGACCGGCAAGCAUUCAUGCGGCCGGAGGUUUCUCGGAAUCCUAAAGGAUUUGGCUUCACAGAUUUUGUGCCUCUUAAUAAACUACUUGAGGCAAAACAUGGAAUGUAUAUAAAAAAUGAUGUUUUGUGCAUUCGUGCAGUGGUUUGUCCAGAAGCACUGACCACUAAACAAAUUGAAUGCAAUUAAAUGUUCUAAAUAUGCCAUUAAGUAUUAAUUUGGAAAUUACAUACCAGUGACAUACUGUACUGGUAAGUUAUGAGUCUCGGUACAAUACGGUUAAGUAAAUUAUAUUACAGUACAGUGUUCUUGUAAAUUGAGAAUAGGUCAUGAUUAAACACAUUCAAUUACAUUAUUACUGUGUAGCUUUCAUUUGUUUGUGACCAGGGUAGAUGCAUUUAAAAUAAAUUGGCUAGAAAGGCCAACUUGCUUUAGGUAAUACAUGUAUACCAGUUGCACUAUUGUUAAUUUUCACACUUUUUUUGUGAAAUUGAGUCAAAUAUAGUGAUGAAAUUUAUCAAAUGGCUGUCUCUCAACUUUGACAUCUUGCUUACCCUGACACACUUGCUUUGUUAACAGGGUGGCAUGUAGAAAUUUCCUGAAGUGUUCAGCCACCUUUUGAGUGUUCAAAGCUCAUUACCUACUUACCUUUUAAUGGCUACGUAGGUCAGCCACCUUUUGAGUGUUCAAAGCUCAUUACCUACUUACCUUUUAAUGGCUACGUAGGUCACCUCUUCUUCAGCCCAGUCCGUAAACAAUUCUACUUGCCAGGUUAAUUUACAUAUGCAAAUCAAUCUCCAUUUACUCUGUGAGACAGCAAGCACAAGCAUAUUAUGAUGGUAGACUGUUCACCAAGAAUUAAGCAUAGUGUAACUGUGAAUUAAAAAUAUUAGCAGGAGUUGACAUUGUUAGUGCUGUAGAGCCCAAGAUACGAACCAAUAGUGAGAUUUGAGUUGUGGGCUGGGUACUGGAACUGACUACUGUACAGUAUUUAGUGCCAUGUUUUCUACUUUGGGAAGCAUGGCAGUGCUUCCAUCGGCAAUGACAUUUACAAUUGUAAAUACUUUAUGCUUAUUGUUAGAGUAUUUGCUGCUCAGGGCAGGUGAUGCUUCCAGAUCUAUCUUGCUGAAGGUAAUUCACGAAUAUUAAGAAUGAUAGAGUAGUAGAUUGUAUUUAAAAUGAUAACAUAUGAAUAAUUAUGGUAUUAACAUGUGAUAUGCAUAAUUUGGUAUUAGGAUUAGUUUGAGAGUUGCUAAAAUUUAUAAUGUACAAUUAACGUGAUCAGUAUUCCAAGUGUGUAAUUAUUAACUACAAAUUAAUAUUACACUGCCAAGGUUAAUGCAAUAGCUGCUCAAUGCAUCAAUGCAGGAAGUUAUAAAAGUAAUCAAGAGAUUGUUUUAUGAGUUUUUAAUUAAAAUAAUUAAAUAUUCACACAAGAAAAACAAUAUAUUGUAUUAAUGAUAGUUGUCAAAGAUAAUUAACAUCUUCCUGGUCCUUCCUCUACAUACAGCUCAUAAUCUGCCAACAUCCUGGUGUAUGUGAUAUCGGGAAGCAAAUUGGUUAAAAUUGUAUAUUACUAUUAAUUUUAAAGUGUAUAUUUACAGUAUAUUUUUAUAUUUAUUUUCUGUACAUAAUUGUUAGGUUUCAUUAUAGAGUAUGGUUGUUAUGUUUAAUGUUUGUGUAUACUUUUAAUGCCAUGUAGCUUCAAGCUUUUGGUGUAGGUUUAUAUUAAUAGAAUACUGCAUUGUGCUGUGCUGAUCUCUGAUAAUUACCAUAUAUUCAUGACUCGAACCCAUUCUCAAGCCGAGCAUUUGAAUUCGGAGUGUUUCGGUGAAGCUCUUCAGCCACAUUCAGUCAGUCUUCAACUGGCAGUAUUCUUUUGGAUACUGUGUUUUUCUGAUAAUAGCCUCUUGGGUUAUAAUAAUAUGUGCAAUAACAAAUCUCUAUUUCUAAAAAUAAAAUUCUGAAUUCUGAUUAUUAGUAGGGGGGUCUUGCUUUACCCAGAUAUUUUGUAGUAUCUACCUUCUGGAAGUUGAAGAUAGAUGAGAUGACUGUAUAGUAAUGGAAAAAAUACAAUUCGUAUCUAUCUAGCCUGUUCUCUCAAUUUGCCACCUCAUAACAAAUGCAACUGUUGUGCCUAACUAGAAACAUAGGCACUUCAAACAACCCUCCUAACUUAGAGGCAGAUGCAUAGAAAAUGUCAAUUAUGUGUUUUUAAUGUUUACUAAUACAUCACCUUUUAACGUAAUUUCUGUAAGAAAUACGAAGUAUUAAGUGUGAGGACAGGUUGAUCUAUUACUAGUAACAUUUCUAAUUAAAUUGGUUGCAGCAUGUAUGUCAAAAGUCAGUGUUCAUCAAUGACAAAAAUUAAAUUAAAAUAAUUUGUAUUGUAAGGCCAAUUAAAAGUGGCACUGUGUAUGCAGAAUUGUGGAGAACAUGUAUUCAAAAUAAAAAGGCUUGAUGAUCAUGAGUCAGAAAUGUUUUCAUUUUAUUCAGCAAGCUAUACUGCACUGUAUUAUGAAAUCGGUUAUGAAACCUGGAUUAAAGAGUUUCCAAGUACAGUAUAAUCAUUUCUUGAAUCUAGUGAUAAUAGAACAUAACUAUAAACUUGUGCAAUUCAAAGAAUAUUUAUUUUCAACUUUGUGAUCUGUUUUCAUUUGAUUUGUUUUAAAAUAGGCAUUGUAGUAGAAACUGCUCCUGUUGAGUGUGGGCAAAUAAAUCACUCGGCUUGGAUAACUACUUCACUUUGCAUGAAUUGGAAAAAAUUGCAAAUAAUUAUAUAGGUCUGUACAGUGUCUAUUACAACUUUAAAAUUUACAGCUUGUUUAAAUAACUGACCAUUCUAGUUGAUUUUGUUACCAAAUUUGAUAGAUAAGUUCAUAUAUUAUUGAGUUUCCUGUCUUCAUGUACAAAUAAAAUAAAUUGGUUUAUCCAGAUACAGGCUUUUACAUAUUACUUAAUUUCAAGGUGGCUAAAAUGUAUACAAAUUAGAAAGAGACAUUGGUGAGAUAAAAAUUUAGGUUGAGAAAUUUACCAAAAUUUAUACUAACCAAAUUUUUCACAAUAUUUUUUUUCUUACUGAAUACAAUACAUUGCAAUGAAUUGCUUAUGUUAACAUCUGUUUAUACUUAUGUGAUGCUCUGGGCUCAUAGAAAUCUUUGCACAAUUCCAUUUUAUUUUGGUUUUAAAAUAUUCUGAUAUUACUGUUUCUGAAAGUGUUUAAGCAGUUUGCAUCUCCGUGUGAAACAUUAUUUUGUAUAGUGGAAAUAGACAUCCUGCCUAAAACAUUUUCUUUCAUUUGUAAUGUAAUAUACCGUGCUUCCAAACCAUCAUAUUCUGAGUACUGUAGCUCUUUGAACAGCUUCUUAAUUAUUUGUUUAACAUUCCACUCAGUGCAUCAGAAUAUAAUGGUAUGUGUGUGUGUUCCUAUAUGUUGCUGUCAUUCAGAAUCUGAGAAAUAGGGUUUGAAGUCAUUGAUACUGCAGACCAGUCUUAUACACCCUAGCAAUUUGUGUUUGUAUAGUUUUACAAAUGAUUUUUCAAUACACUCGUUCCAAUGACACUAAAUCAUGCCAUCCGUACUCCGACAGUAAACAUUCGAAUGACUUAUAAGUGCUUCUUUGAUGCAGACAAUGAGUCGCAAUAAUGUGGUUGAAUAUAUGAUGACCAAAGGACACAUCAGAAGAUGGAGAAACAUGCUUCAGUCCGUCCUGAACUAUUGUGUGUGUGAGGAAGAGAGGAAGGAACGAGCUAAUAAAGAGGAGAGUGAGUAAGAGAAAAGGUCAUUUCUAGAAGGGUAAGGUGAAAGAUACCAAUGGGAAGAGGUAAGAAUAAGAUGAAGGUAACAAAAAAGGGUAGCUUAAGUCAGGUCACAUUUGUUUAGAAUGUUAGAGCAUAUGAGUACAUACUGUGAAAGGAAAGAGUCAACACUAACAAACCCAGGACAAAGGUUCAUGUUGUGUAUCAGAGCCAAUUCGACAAGACAGCGACUGUGAAGAGUAGAGGCAGGAAAGAUAUGUAGAUCAAUCUAUAAUUGGUCUAUAAUUUUAGAAGACCAAUCUAUAAUUGGUCUAUAAUUUUAGAAGACCAAUCUAUAAUUGGUCUUCUUCUAAAAUAAUCUUUCCUGCCUCUACUCUUCACAGAUGUUAUUCUUCUCAAAGCGGCUCUGAUACACAACAUACCCAACAUAAACCUUAGUCCUGACUUUGUUGCUGUUGACUCUUCCCUUUCACAGUACAUACUCAAAUGUUCCAAUCUCAAUACAUGUGACCUAACUUAAGGAUACCCUUUUUCUUUCUCUUAUUCUUACCUCUUCCCAUUCUUCCUUCAUCUCAUUCUUACCUUUCAACGUACCCUUCUAGAAAUUACCUUCUUCUCUUACCUGCUCUCCACCUCACUCUCCUUUAUUAGCUCAUUCCUAAUAAAGCUCAUUUCCUAAUACUGUAUUAACUAGUUUCAGUCCAGGACGGCCUGAAACAUUGUUUUCUCCAUCUGAUGUGUGCUUUGGUCUUCAUCUAAUUGCUAUUCAUAAAUAUUCAUAUAUUCAUCGUUGCUGCUCAUAGUUGAUUAUAAAUACAUUUUUGUUUUUGCAUUUAUUCUCUAGAGUUGACUUGCAAACAUUUUGACACCAAAUUUAUAGUUAUAACCUAACAAACUUGGAAAACAAAACGAUUGUAAUCAUUUUUCUCAUCUCUGAGCGGCCCAGGGAGCCCAGAACAUCUAUGGCCAGGAAGGUGCGGAGAGGCUAGACUGCCAAUGUUAAUAUAUCCAAGGUACUCAACUUGUGAUGUUCAGGUUUAUGUAUGUUGAUAGGUUUUAGAAAUAUAAUGCUCAAAUGUGAAUAUUGGUCAGGGUUUUUUUCAUUAUUAUUUUGUUGAAUAUUUGUAUGUGUGUUAAAAAAUACUAUCAAAAGAAUAUUUUGUAUUACUAUAUCAAUAUUAAACACUUCUAACUUGGCUAGCUGUGUGGAAUAUUUCCUCAUGCAUAAUUAUGUAGUGUUACAACUAUGGUUCGAACUAUCAGUUCGGUAAGCUUCAGGGAGCCUCCGGGGUCUUCUCCCAGAAAAUGGCGUUUCAUUACAUUCAAUGCUGUUUUUUUGUGACUCAAUAUUUUAAUACCCUGUCUAACAUUCCAGAUGACCAUCAUGUCUUGAGUUAUGCUCAUUUUCCUGGAUGUUCAGGAUAUCUAUACCCAAUCUCUGACUGGAGGUUGGCAGGCAUUUGAUAUCAUGUUGCAAGCUUGUUGAACUGUCUGAACUUUGCUUCCUAAGUUUACCCACUGGGCUGCAUAUAGCUGUAGGCCUUGUAUUUUGUGUUCCAAACUGACAAUUUUGAACUAAAGAAUACAGGUCUAUUACUCAGCAGCAGCAGAUUAAGGGAGAGAGCGGCUGCGGGAGAGUAUGAAGCCAGACUGGAGGUGGCCAAACAUGGUGGACGUACAACUCCACAACACCGCCCAGCUGCUGUAGUCUGUCCCCACUACCUCGUGUGCUAUGUCGUUAUACACCUCUAGAAUGGUCAAGUAUGUUGACAAUUGAGGACAGAAAAGUAAACACACAGUUUGAAAAUUGGAAGAAAAAUCAUGAAUUAUUAAAAUUAUAGGAUGUAGGCAAAAUGUAUUCGAAAAGAAUAUUAGAAAAAUUUAGUUCAGUUUGUUGUACUAAAAAUGAAGUUGAGUAUAUUAAUAAUAAAAUAAAAAAAAGAGUAGAGCAAUAAAUUUAUUUCCUGAAAGUGUAAAGAUGUUUAACAAUUCUAAAAUGCAAAAUUUUAAAAUGUAACAAAAUUAAAAUGUGUGCCUGUCUAAAUAAUUGAAAGCUAUAAAGGCAGACCAAGUGACAAUUACUCAUUUAUAAGCCAGACAAAAUCCAGUCACAUUUGUUUAGAACUUUCCUUCUAGAAUUUUAGAACUAAAGAAAGUAACAUCCUUCCGUAUAUUUUGUAGGCCUAUAAGCUUAGAUUAAGAAAAUUGUAAAUACUGUAUAGAUCUAAUAUAUUUAUGAAUAAACCA
This is a messenger RNA of Procambarus clarkii (red swamp crayfish), 7909 nucleotides long. RefSeq names its product TNF receptor-associated factor 6. Lineage: Eukaryota; Metazoa; Arthropoda; Malacostraca; Decapoda; Cambaridae. Gene Ontology annotation, biological process: regulation of apoptotic process; innate immune response; protein K63-linked ubiquitination. Gene Ontology annotation, molecular function: zinc ion binding; tumor necrosis factor receptor superfamily binding; ubiquitin protein ligase activity. The record is from RefSeq and is a predicted model, not a curated record.